AUCUGGUUAGCUGAACGACGCAAGUCUCUCUCUUCAUCUAACUUUCUCCUCAGUGUUAAAUAAGAAGCCUGCACCGUUGUGAUCGACUCAAGAACCACAUCAGACAACUGGGAGACGAAACUUGCAGAAAUGGAUAAAAAGCAAGGGACGAAAAAGAUGGUGGUUGACGAGAAUGCGGACGACAAGAGUCCAAAGCAUAACCCUAACCAUGAUGCCGAACAUACUCCCCCCUUAAAAUGUCUUAGUCUCGGCGGCAGGCACAACGUUUUCGGCAGGGCAGCUUUCAGGAGGACUGCAAGCCAAGAAUAUUGCUCGACGCUGAGAAGGACAAAGACUACGUCACAAAUUACUGAGAAAACAGAAAAUGAAGAAGAAUGCCAGGUACGAGUCUUGGACAAGCCAGACAAGUGGUGUAUCUAUAGGGUUCCCAGUAAACUCCGCAAAGUAAAUGAAGCAGCAUACACUCCGCAAUUACUAUCAAUUGGCCCUUUCCACCAUGGCAAACCAGAACUCAAGGACAUGGAGACCCAUAAAAAGAUAUAUUAUGAGAAUUUUCUUGCACGUUUUAAGAAGAGUGACGAUGAACUAAAGCAAUUCAUCAAGACUCGCCAAGAAAAUAUUCUUCGUUGUUACGCAGGGACCAUUGAGCUCAACAAAGACUUUGAAGAGAUAAUUGCCGUUGAUGCGUGCUUCAUCAUUGAGCUAUUUUUAAUGAACUUCAACGAUCCAAAAAAUCAUGAAAAUGAUUAUAUAUUGAGAUCACCAUGGCUGAGGAAAGCUGUAGAGCAGGACUUGAUACUGUUUGAAAAUCAGCUUCCUUAUUCUCUUCUUCAAGAACUAUAUCAGAACUUUGCUGUGCCUCCCUCUUCCAAUUUCCAACCUCGGAAAGAAGUACAAGAACAGGCUGAUAGACAGAGCAGUACCAAUCAUGACUUACCGCACUGCUCGCCUUGCUGCCGGCAUUGCUUGCCUUGCUGCUGGUGGAUUCCUUCCAAGGAUCAUUCCAUAGAGAUUGUCCAAGUUGAACCUGAUAAUGAUGAUCCCCUGCUUAAGCUUACCUAUGAGUUCUUCAAAGAUUAUAGUAGGGGAAAAUCCGUCAAGAAUGGAGUAAGACCGAAACAUUUCACCGAUUUGGUUAGGCAUUUUCUACGUCCUGACAAAGAAAUGGUUUUUAAACAUAGUAGUACUCCAAUCAAAAAUAUAUAUGCUGCAAGGAAGCUGAAGGCAUCAGGGGUGAAAUUUAGGCCACUUAAAGAUGGCCACUUUAUCAUAGAAAAAGACGAGGCCACUAAAUGUAAGCUCAACUUAGCGUGUUUCAGAAAUAUGGACUUGAAGCUUACACAAUUUUGUGUCAAGGAUGAGACAGAAUGCGUUAUUCGAAACAUCAUGGCCUUGGAGCAGUUUUUAUACCCAAACAAGCCUUAUAUCUGCAAUUACUUUUUGCUUAUGGAUCAACUUGUGGACAUUGUGGAAGAUGUGGAUUUGCUGGUUGAGAACAAAGUUAUUCUUAACAUGCUAGGCAGCAAUGAAGCAGUGGCGAAACUGGUUAAUAGACUUUGUGAGCAGAUCAUGGACGAUAAAUCCUGCUAUUUUGAUAUCUGUGAGCAGCUUAAUAAGCACCAUGAGAAUUUUUGGAACCUUCAUGUCGCAACUCUGAAACGAGUUUAUUUCAAGGAUCUGUGGACAGGCAGUUCAACUGUAGUUGGAGUUUUCGUCCUGCUUUUCUCAAUCAUUGGAACCAUUAAGUCUCUCAUGUCGUAAGCUUUAAGCUCGCUCAACUCGUGAUUCUUAAUAGACAGAAUGUUAAUUUCAGUCAUUACUUCAAGUGAUGAACUGAACAAAUAAGUUAGCUAGUGUUAUAGAUUUAACAUAAAGUUCGAGUUACGAAUUAGUUCUGUUAUUGUUGUUAAAGACUGCGGAGCAGUUCUUGUGAAUUGAUUGUAAUGAACAUAAUUUCCAUUUAGAAUUAAAUAAAGAAAGAGUUAUGCUCUUGUUUUCAUUGCACUCAGA
Molecule: messenger RNA, 2010 nt
Organism: Prunus persica (peach)
Lineage: Eukaryota; Viridiplantae; Streptophyta; Magnoliopsida; Rosales; Rosaceae
Product: UPF0481 protein At3g47200
Exons: 4
Coding region: 130-1761 (543 amino acids)
Source: RefSeq, a predicted model, not a curated record